GGUGUCUACCUGUGAAGGCGGGCGGCGCUGUGUUUUGUGCUGGGUGAGUGAGCGCCUGGAUUGUACGCGGAGGCGGAAAGGGGCCCGGGGAGAAAUGGGAGAGCGCGUCGGGUAAAGCGGAGGGGUGCCAGGGAAGGAGGAGAGCCUCGCGCAGGGCCGGGAGAGGGGACGCAAAGGUGGCGUUGCUGCCGUUGGUUGCAAAGCCCAAGCCGGCCUUGCCCGACCCGCCGCCCUCCAGACGUGUUGGACCAGCAAACUGCGGAGUGGGGUGCUUCUGGGAGUUGGGGAAAGCUGGCGCAAGCUCUCUGGGUCGUCUUUUCGGAGGAUGCGCACAUGAGUAUUUUGCAUGUACGCUUCCCUCCUAAAGGCCAGGAAGGGGAGACAUCAUAGAAAUUUACCUUUUCUUGCAUGAUGGUGUGGAAAAUGGGGAAAGGGCGACAUUCCUCUCUUAUCUCGCAUCGCUAGGGUCACCCCAAGAAGCCGAUUGGUGGAGAUUGAGAGCACACAAAAGGAAGUACUUCCACGUAAUGUAAUAAAAGGGAUGACACAAAGUCAUUGAGGAUAAGGCUAUCAGUUGCUGCUUUGCUUCCGGCAUCAGAGGUAGUAAGCAUCUCUGCUAGUUGGGUGCAAGGGAACAUGCAUUCAUGGAACAAGUUGUGUUCAUGUCCUGCUUAUGAGUUUCUCAUUGAGACAUCAGGCUAGUUACACUGUGAGCUGGGCUAGAUAGGCUUUUGCCGCUUCUUAUAUUAGUAAUUUUUGGAGGAAACUUCAGUUUUCCUUUUGGUGAUUAUGCACAUAUUUGUACAAUGGUAAUUCAUUUAAAAAACAAGCAGGGAAAUGCUCUUUAAAAAUACAUAUUUAGAAACUAGCACAAACACCUUUCAGUGUAAUAAGCAGAACUUUAAAACUGUGGAAACAAAAGCAGCAUCAGGACAACAAAAUAAUUGUUACAGUAGGGUAUGUGGUUGAGAGCAGGCACCAGAGUAGGUUGCCUGAAAUCAAACAGCGAAUUCAUGAAUUAUGAUUUAAUGCUACAAUCCUGUGUAUGUCUGGUCAAAAGAAUGUAUGAUUUAAUUCAGUGAGGUGUGCUUCUAGGUAUACAAGCUACAUCCAAAUUUGCUUAAUAUUUAUUUGAAUCUAAAUAUUUUCUUUAUAUUUUAAAAGAAGGAAAGAAAGAUAAUUCCUUUUCAACAGUAGCUGAAAUAUAGUGUGGUGAAGAAGAGGAAGAGGAAGAGGAAGAAUGGAAGAUAAAAGACAAAGAGCCAGAGUACAGGGUGGUUGGGCUGGCCCACCUAAUAAUAGAGCAGCUUUUUCUGCAGCUUCUGGGGUUUCCAGUACCCGGAACCAAGUUUUUGCAAGCCCUGCGCAGCCCAGGGUGAGAAGAGAGGAGCGGCUUUCAUCCAAAAGACAGUUUGUUUUUAAACCACCGGAAGAGGUGGUGCGCAGAGCUCCAGAGCCCAAAAUAAUAGAGAAACAAGGUGUCUAUGAGAUCAGCACGCUGCCAUCAGGAGUCUCUCAGAUUCAUUUGAUUCCAGCCUUCCUUGACUUAAAGGAGGCAGAUUGGAUGUUUGAACAGCUCCUCCAAGAGAUACCAUGGAGGCAGAGAGCUCACAUCAGACAGGACCUGACUUACGAUGAACCCAGACUCACAGCGUGGUAUGGUGAACUUCCAUACACUUAUUCCAGGCUUACGAUGCAGGCAAACCCUGAUUGGCACCCACUUCUGACCAUGCUGAAGGAUCGGAUUGAAGAUUUUACUAAAAACACUUUCAACUCUCUUCUCUGCAACCUGUAUCGGAAUGAAAAGGACAGUGUCGACUGGCACAGUGAUGAUGAGCCUGCCCUGGGAAGAAACCCUGUUAUUGCCUCACUAAGCUUCGGUGCCACCCGGGUGUUUGAAAUGAGAAAGAAGCCUUUGCCUGAAGAGAACAAUGAUUUUACUUAUGUGCAAAGAGUGCAUAUACCACUAGAUCAUGGAACUUUGCUAAUGAUGGAAGGAGCAACUCAAGAAGACUGGCAGCAUCGUGUACCGAAGGAAUAUCAUUCCAGGGAACCACGUGUAAAUCUGACAUUUAGGACAAUGUAUCCAGGCCCUGAGGCAAUGCACACAUGACUGAAAUAAUCUUUGGUACUGUGCUCUUGCUACCAAAGCCAGAGGCUAAGACAGUAUAGUCAGGUUUGGAGUUCUGCUGCCAGCAUUUGAGGGAGGAGAGAAGAGAGUUGGCUAUAAUGAGAGUCUGCAACUGCUGCAAAUUUGAAUGCAUACUGCUGGGUGACGCUAUUUUGUUUGUUGAAAAACAUUUUCUCUGUUAGAGCAUUAAUUACAGUAUGAAUGUUUUGAAUCAAAGAACUGAAGAUUUGCUAAUCUGCGGAUGCCACCUUUAACUAGUUCUUCCAAGGACUGCUGACAGAGGAUUUUCCUGGCAGAGAAGAACUGCAGUCUUCUCUUGUUUUUCAUACUGUGCCAUUUAAUUGCAUUUGUCUUAGCUAUAUAAGUAAGAACCUUCUCAGUUAACUGCAGAAGGAAUAAUUAGAGUCCGGCUUGAAGCAGUAGUACGCACAGAAGGCCCAGCUUGGCUUAGAAUUCUGUAAACCCAAAGUGCAGAUGAAAAUGGGGUAGGAAGAGACAUUUUAGUUGGAGAGCAACUGUAGCAAGAAUUGACUCACCCAAGUUCAUGCAGUAGACUAAUAGCAAUUGUCCUUUCCCCCAUCUUCAGAGCCCUGUGCUCUACAUUAUUAAUUAGUGCAUUCUGGAACAGCUUCUGCUAUACUGAGGAAAUUACCUCAAAUUUAUUGUUGUUGGGGAGAGGUCCUAAAGUGACUACCCAUAACCCUGUUCUGUAAAUACGGUCUUUUGCUGUAUUUUCCAAUAGAGGUACCCUAGUGGGGUGGGUGGGGAGAAGAACAUUUGUUGAAGCUGCCUUAGGUAAGCAGGACCACUGGCCUAUGUAACCAAAUGCUCUAACGGGCAGCGAUUCCCAGUCUCAGGAGAUGACUUCUCCAGCUCAGCUACUGAGAUCUUUUGGCUGGGAAUUCUAGGAAUUUAAUCGGGGACGUUCAGCAUGCACUCUGCUAUUUUAAGGUGCAGUGUGCUUCUCCACGCUAAAAUGGGCAUGGAAGUAUUAAUGUGGAGCCUUGUAGACACAAUUACGGCUACUGAAUUAGUGCAAUACACAAAUGAUCUUGAUCGUUCUAAUCCUGGGCUGCUAAGUGUCAUAGAAUCUGGCAUAUCCCUUUGCUCUGUGCCAUGAGAGGGCAAGAGAAAGAGGUAUGCUUGUGUGCAGCCUAGCAAUUCAUAUCAAGGGAAAUGCCCCAGUCUCAUCUAGCAGAGUCCUGCUGGUCAUUCUUUCUCAAGCAUGUUGACUCCUGAGGAGAGCCAGGAGAAGAAUGGGCAGCAGGGACUUCACUUGACCUGAACUGCACAGGGAUGCAACAAGUACAGUUGUGACUAAAGAACACUGCCCGUGGUGGUUUAGUGGGUAAACCAAGAAUAAUGCUAGUUAUUCAUCAGCACUCUUCUCUGUGAGUGCAGGAUAAUGGUGAUAAAGGUCCAAAUUAUUUUCAGAAGGGACACAAAAUCGGCAAUAUUUGGGAGGGCUGUAUCAUGCACAAUCUACCUAUAGUACCAGGGCUGUGUUUCAUUACCAGUGGAGGAACCUGUUAUAGCAUACACUUUCUGCCGUGCGCCCAUGGGAUUCGUGCUACUGCACAGGCUCUGCCCAUUCACUUGCCAAAAAGUGGAACAGCAGGAGUUCUAGAAAGGAUGGUCAAAUUAAAAAUGGCUGCAAAACAUUGCCACCGCCCCUGUGUUGUAUUUUUCCUUGGAUGAGUCUGAGACUACAGAUAAGAAAGCCCUGGCAGGUCCUGACGAGUAUACCUGUCCUAAUUUUAGGGCAGACCCUAUCACAGGACUGCAUCAACAGGUCUGAGAAAGCAAGUCAGGGAGGGCAUGUCCAGCAUUAGUUAAGAAGAAAACCCCAGCAUGCACUUAAAAUGGAAUGUUUAUUAUUUUUCCAUGGUUAUAAAUAUAGUUAUCACUGAAGGCAGAAGAGAAACUCAAUAUGAACUCAGCCGAUGCAAGCUAGUUUUCAGAAAAUGUUUAUUUUCAGAAAUAGAUUUCUUAAAUAUUAGAAUGAUUUUGGCCUGUCUCUCAUGCACUAUGGAUGGAAAUGGCUUCCCAUUGUGUACAGAUUGAAGGGACUUAAUCCUCUGCUAUGUACAGGUAUUUGCUUGGAGCUUGUAGAUGAUAAAGGAUAUGUACUCAAGCCAUUAAAGGCUCAACACAAC
Molecule: messenger RNA, 4287 nt
Organism: Varanus komodoensis (Komodo dragon)
Lineage: Eukaryota; Metazoa; Chordata; Lepidosauria; Squamata; Varanidae
Gene: ALKBH3
Product: alkB homolog 3, alpha-ketoglutarate dependent dioxygenase
Exons: 9
Coding region: 1241-2113 (290 amino acids)
Biological process (GO): DNA alkylation repair; DNA repair
Cellular component (GO): nucleus
Molecular function (GO): dioxygenase activity
Source: RefSeq, a predicted model, not a curated record